Molecule: messenger RNA, 5061 nt
Organism: Psylliodes chrysocephalus
Lineage: Eukaryota; Metazoa; Arthropoda; Insecta; Coleoptera; Chrysomelidae
Source: the annotation of a GenBank genome assembly
GAUGGCGCUCUAGCGCCGUCACACGAAACAAAAUCCUCGCGCCGCAUUCAUCCCGCGCCACCACGAUCGAAGUGCGCCCCCCUCCAUCGCGCAAAAUCGUUCCUGCAUCCCCAGGAAGGUCCUUCUUACGUAAAGGGUAGUUGACGGUAUAGCCAAAGAACGAUGGCAGACAAAAAAGUGAAUGAAUAUUAUAUGCGGCCACCGGUUUUGACCAAAUGGGAGGGUUUCAAACAGUUUCUGUGGAAUCCUGAAACGAACCAGUUCCUCGGAAGGACAGGGGCCAGUUGGGCCAAAAUCUUAUUAUUUUAUCUCAUUUUCUACGCAGUUUUAGUAGGAUUUUUUGUUGCACUGGUAGCAGUAUUCUAUCAAACAUUAGAUAUGAAGAAACCCAAAUGGGAACUAGACAAUGGAUUAAUCGGAAAGAAUCCCGGUUUGGGUUUUAGACCCAUGCCACCAGAGUCCAAUGUAGAAAGUACUUUAAUUUGGUACAAAAGUAGUGAUAAGGGAAACGUACAUUAUUGGCAAGACGAAUUAAGAAAAUUUGUAGAAUCCUACCAUAAAGAUAAUAAUCCACAUUAUAACAACGUCGAACAGUGUAGUAUGUUCGUAAGUCCAACGCCUGGAAAAGUAUGCGAUGUCAAAAUGACACCACAAAAAUGGCAUCCCUGUUUACCCGAGGCCGGAUUCGGGUACGAAGACGAAAAAGGUGGACCGUGCAUCUUCUUAAAACUUAACAAGAUUUAUAAUUGGAACCCUGAGUAUUAUAAUUCGACAAACUUGCCUGAUGCUUCUGUAAUGAGUGAAUAUCUGAGAAAAGAUAUUCUAGAUGCAGAAACAAGAAACGAACAUCUCAUGGUGUGGGUGACUUGCGAAGGCGAGAAUCCAGCUGAUAAAGAGAAUAUCGGCCCGCUGAGAUACAUUCCGCAACGAGGUUUCGCCUCGCAAUACUUCCCCUUCAAAAAUCAAGAUGGGUAUUUAGCGCCAUUGGUGGCUGUACACUUUGAGCAACCCAAACGUGGCGUUCUGAUCAACAUUGAAUGCAAGGCUUGGGCCAAGAACAUCGUCCACGAUCGCAUAGACAGAAGAGGGUCCGUCCACUUCGAACUGAUGGUGGAUUAAGAAAAGCGAUAUCACCAAGUAGGCCAAACAAGGGCUCCGACUACUGCCAUCAAGUAAAAAACUCGAAGGGGUCGUAUUUUUAGAAUUCAAAUUUCAGUAAAAACAUUUAAAACAAAAAACAGAAAAACAUGGCGACGGUCUAGAUAGUUUAGUUAACCAGAUUAAUUAGUUCACGAAAAAACCUUAGGAAUUUUAAACUCUGCCAUCACUGUUAGUUAUUGUACAGUUCGAUUCCGAUAUAAUAUAGUCCUUUGAGAAAGGGAUUUAUAGUUUUUUUUUGCUGUAAAUCUUAGUCUGUAAGUGUGAAAUACAGAAGUUAUUUUUGUUACGUGAAUUCGAUUUAAGACCCGAAAUACCAGCCAAAAAAUUUGUUAAACGUUAUUAAUUAAUUUAUUUUUUUUUAGAAAUCAACUAAUUUACCCCUCGAGCACACCACUGCAUUUUUGUUUUUACUAUUUGUUGAAAUGUAUAAUAAAUAUCCUGUGAAUGCACAUCUUGUAAUGACAUAAUCGUCAAAUGUAAUGUGUUUUUAGGAAAUGUAUCUCAAAAAUUAAGUUGUAGAUGACAUGACAUAUAUUAUAAAAAAAUAUAUAAAUAUUGAUAACAUUGGCAACAUAUGACUAAUCCGACAUUUGACAUUUCUAUAAAAACGAUUAUACCAAAUAACUGACACAAUAAAAAAUAUAAUUUAAAUGGGUAAAACAUAACUUAACACACUAAUAUAUUUUCUAAACCCUUAAUAAAAUAGGUCUUAUGCAUUACCAGUACAAUCCCAUUUUUACAUAUACCUAUUUGAAAAUAAUUUAAUUUAAUUAAUACUUUUACAGCCUGUUGUACCUUUUUGCAUAUUGCAUGACAAAUGACAGUUACAGUUGACAAAUGACAAGUGAUAGUAACAAUGACACACGGAGUACGUUAAGUUGAACCUACAUUUAAAAACCGUUCCAUAAACUUUCUUGAAAGAAUAAUUGCUGUAAAAGUUUUCCUCACACGUUGCCUGAUCUCUAUCUACAGAUAACUCAUAAUUAAUUUUAAUAUUCAACAAAAAAAAAUCAAUUUAUCCUAAUAAUGUAAUAACGAUUGAAACAAAUCUGUAUAUCAAAACUCCAAUGUCUUUAAUAAUCUAAAAAGCAUAAUAUUCGUACUUCUUAAGUUUAACAAAUUUAUAUUGAAAGUAUUUCAAUGUUUGAACGGACUAUAUUUUUGCGAAUCGUCAAACUGUAAUUUUAGGUCGCUUUGGCCACCUAUCACUGACUUCCAUAGGUGUACCCAGGGUAAACGUCAACGGGAGUCGAAUACUUCACUGAAUGCAUAACAUUGAGAGCCAUUUUUAUCAUAGUUAUUUGACGCAUCACAAUAAUUUAUAAAAUAAAAAGUGGUCAGCGUGAGUUAAGAACAUCGGAAUCUCUCUAUAAACAGUUUAAUCAUUUAAACAAGUUGACAGUUCCAGAUUAGCCAAAAUGCACUGCCAAAAUGAUACACUGUGUGAGUUUUUAAAACAUGACAAUUGUGACAGUUUAGAGCAUAAAACAUGUAUGUUAAGAAUCGCAUUUAUGUUCUGGAGCUGUCAUCGGUUUGACAGAUAGCAGGAAUUUUGACAAAAUUGAAAGAGAGUUUCAUUAUAAUUUUGACUCAUUCUGCGAUCUGCGUUAUACUUGUUGAUUGUAUGAGGUAUUCGAGUUAUAACUAAAAGCUGAAGACAAACGUCUUUGUGUUGUGAUAGAGACGAAUGUGUUAAAUAUGAUUUAAUGUAAAUAUAUUUCGUUGUGAUUUUAUAUAGCAUAAUUUAUUAUUUUAUAGUAAAAGUAAGCAGUAUUCGUUUGCAUUGAAUAAUUAAGAAUUAAAAGCGUAGAUGUCCGCAUGUGUACGAGAUAAUUUUUCUAAGUAAUGUGCUUUUUAGUAAAUGUCGCAAUGAUUAAAUCAAACUUUAAAUUUAAAUUCUAGAAUAUCGUUUACAUCCGACAAUAUAGACUAAGAAAACAACGGAUUGUUUUACACACACGUAGCCUAGACAAAAUUACAAUUUUGACAGCUACCUACGCGUGCGUAUUAAAGCUUGUUGUUUGCCAUACAGAUACACUCAUGAAGCCAUUUUAUAUAGAUAUUUUUAUUUAAAAUGCUUUUUAGAAGUUAUUUUUGGGAAAAUUGUUCGAUUGACUACCGAACGUGCGAUUUUUUCACAAAAAUACAGUGUGUAAUAGAUUAAUAGUACGCUCCUUUAGCUCAAAUAGUAUAACGAUCUAUAAAAGGUGUGUACAAUUAGUUUUUGCGCGAGUAGUUGUAAUAAAUUGAUUAUUUUAAAUAAAAAAUUUAUCGUAAAUAAGUAAGGAUGUAUCGCUAUGAUUGCAAUGUCAAAAAAAAACAAAAUUUAGUAAGUACACAAGUGGAUGCAAAGGUGUGCAAUUGCCUUCAAAAAAUGAUUACAGAAAAAUACGGACACCUACGAUAUGUGUUUAAGCACUGUUAAAUUGCUAUAAAUAGUUCUAUUAUAAGGACAAAAAAAAGAAGAAUAUGCAAAAAUUAAUAAUAUUGUUAUAAAAUACCAGAAGAUAAGUGUUAUCUGUACUUCAUAGAGUUUAGUAUAUCCUAAAUAACAUUAGAUAAAAAAUCAGUUUUAAGAAUUUGAAAACAAAAAAAAGACAAAUUCUACCCAGUUUGCAAAUAGUAGACUGAAUAAUUUUUCGGAAUGCAUUUUGCAUAUCAAAAAAGAAAAAAACAGCCGAAGAGGCACAAUAUGGGCGAUAUGGUGACAAUAUUUCAUUCCAUUAAAAUUUACAACGCACAAAACUCAUUCAACCUUAGUUUCUUAUAUCCGGUAGACAUAAUCUCAAAAACUUCAUCACUAUUCUUUUUCCCUCUUUUUUACUAAAUAUCUUAUAAAUAUAAGCAGAAAUAUGACUCCAAAGUUUAAAAUAAUUACAAUAUUAUCAUUUUCUGUAAAUUGUUACUUCUUAUCAAAGACCCGGUCCUCUUCUGCUUUUUAAAAAGCGGCAAUUUUCUCAUGCAACAUUGUAACACCUUUCUUACUUUCCUACAAUCCUAUAGGAAAAUGUUGUGGCAUUUAGCCACAUAUGUUUCCGUAUCCAGCCACUUCUGGCACUUACUAGUUCCAGGACGUGGAAAUAACUCCUUGCUGGGUCAUGGGUUUUAACUGUUUUACAUUGAUACGACCAAUAACUUCAGAUGAUUCGUCCCAAUUUUUAUAUAUUUCCCGACAUACUUACCAGAGACUACUCAACACUUUUGGAUACCCACGAAUACAAAAAAAAAUGAAAUAUUUGUCACUAUCGCAUCUUAGGUUCUAACCAAAAAAUUUUAACUUAUAAAUAAUACCUAAUGUACUUAUUUGUGCAAUAUAUUACAAUUAAUUUUAAUAAGACAAUUUAACUAUAUAAACAAUAAAAAUACAGUUAUAACCUAAGAAUUCUGAGAUCUCAAUAAGACAAAAGAGGCUUGUCCAGUGGUGCAGACACAAUUUUUUGGACGAAUAAUCGUGUUUCUAGCUGCACCACUGGUAGAAUCAGCCAUAAAAGUAAUAAUUUUGAUAUGUUUGUGCUACAUACACAUUGUUAUUCUGCAUUGUAUAUUACUUAAUAAAAUAUUUUGACGCUAAAGAAUAUUCUAAAAACAAAUAAACAUAUUUUACCAAUACGUUGAUUUGUUUUGGAAUAUUAUCUGGUGACAAAGUAAAAUAAAAUAUACAACCUGUUCUACGGCUAAAAGCAUCACUAAUUUGUAAGAUAAUUUUAAACUAUUUACAAUUUUUUUGCAAAAAACUGCUGAUAUUUUUAGCCAUGGGACAACCUGUAUACUUACAUUUAUGAAUGUUGUUCACAAUCUGCAUAGAAGUAAGUUGUGGUCGAUAUUCAACUUUUAAAAUAAUUUCUUUGUGCUUAAAUGUAAUUUUUUAAAGAAUAUAAAUAAAUAGCGGUUCUAACACUA